Messenger RNA from Blumeria graminis f. sp. triticale, 918 nucleotides. Lineage: Eukaryota; Fungi; Ascomycota; Leotiomycetes; Helotiales; Erysiphaceae. The record is from the annotation of a GenBank genome assembly.
AUGAAAAUCCUACAUCACAAAUCUAGGUUCCAGUCUCCCUGGACAAUAGCCGCCUUUUUUAUGCUUAUAGUAUCAGUUCAUGCGUCAUGGACACUUCGCAAAAGGGACAAAUCAGAUGAACCUGGAUAUUACUGUAAUAAUAAUAGAUAUCUAUUCACUGAAGUCGAGAAACUUCGUAAAACAGCUUGUAGAAGCUUCGUUUUGCCGAGCCCGAAAGCGCGACGGCCUGUCGUUCACUUUGAAGAAAUUGAAAACGAAGAUAUGAUAUUUGAAUGGUCUUUUCCUGCACCUAGACGUGUAGGUUCCGGCGGGAGAGUUAGACCUAUUUCGGAUAAAAUCAUCUUUGAUAAUAGCUGUGAGCUAAAGGAUGUUGUCUAUUACAAUACUAGAUCAAAAAAGUUUCAUUCUUGUGAAAAAGUACCAGAGAUUCCCAAAAGUUCGACAUCGGAGACCGAGCAACUCCCCAUAAUGUCGUCCCUACAAUGUGGAUCUUUGUCAUUUGAUAUUAGAGAGAUUCAAGAAUCUGCGUUAAGAUAUUUAUUAAAUUCACCGGAAAAAUUUAAGGAAGUGAAGGAUACGUCAAAUCAAGAUGAUGGUCCAUGGAAUAGGGCGACCUUGAUCAAGCAAUGCCCCGUGGAAAAUACAGUAGACAAAAUUAAAUACGAAAUCAUAACAAAUAAUCAAAAUGAAGUUCGUGGCGUCGCUGUUACGCAUCAAAUAAGUCGGAGACAAAAGGUAGGCAAUAAUUCAGCUCAAGGUGUUUAUAUCCUCCCUACUCCAAGAAAGACUACAACAAAGCAUGUUAUCAACCUCGUGUGCAUGUUUGACAUUAAGUUUCCGCUUUUUUUUGGAAAUCAAGAUCAUAGACCAAUCAUACGUCGUAAACGCAAGGCUCCAGCAAUGCUAGGCUCCGACUAA